Mus musculus (house mouse) is the source of this 2093-nucleotide messenger RNA. RefSeq names its product solute carrier family 7 (cationic amino acid transporter, y+ system), member 10 (gene Slc7a10). The transcript is spliced from 10 exons. The coding region runs from base 388 to 1830 and encodes 480 amino acids. Gene Ontology annotation, biological process: transmembrane transport; L-alpha-amino acid transmembrane transport; carboxylic acid transmembrane transport. NCBI's taxonomy places the organism in Eukaryota, Metazoa, Chordata, Mammalia, Rodentia, Muridae. Gene Ontology annotation, cellular component: plasma membrane; membrane. Gene Ontology annotation, molecular function: neutral L-amino acid transmembrane transporter activity; transmembrane transporter activity. The record is from RefSeq and is a predicted model, not a curated record.
UUGAGCGCAGGGACAGCCUGGUCUUUGAGCUCUUCUCCCCCACCUCACCCAAGUCUGGGUGUAGCCCCUUCGUUCACUCAACUAGGAAGUCCUUUCUAAGUCUGAUCCCAGUCCCCUCCUGUCUCCCCUGACUAGGGUUGGGGGUGGGGGGGAAGGGGGAGUUCCCUUUAAGGGCGGUGGGGGAGGGGGCUGCCGGCCGUCCCUCCUUCCGUCCCUCCCUGGAUCCAGCCGCCCGGGGGCCCCCGGGGGCCCGGGCCCCGUGCCAGCGCAUGCGCCCGCCUGUGGGCGCUGUCCCGGGCUGCGAGGGCCGCGAGCGCACCGACAGACGAACCGACCGACGGAGGACUGGCUGCGGGCCGGACAGACGGGGUAGCGCAGGGAACUGGGAUGAGGCGGGACAGCGACAUGGCAAGCCACAUACAACAGCCAGGCGGGCACGGGAACCCCGGCCCUGCGCCCUCGCCUUCCCCGGGCCCUGGUCCCGGCCCGGGCGCCUCGGAGCGGGUGGCACUCAAGAAAGAGAUCGGGCUGGUGAGCGCUUGCACCAUCAUCAUCGGGAACAUCAUUGGCUCAGGCAUCUUCAUCUCACCCAAGGGUGUCCUGGAACACUCGGGCUCCGUGGGUUUGGCCCUCUUCGUCUGGGUCCUGGGUGGGGGCGUGACAGCUCUGGGCUCUCUCUGCUAUGCAGAGCUGGGUGUCGCCAUCCCCAAGUCUGGUGGGGACUACGCCUAUGUCACUGAGAUCUUCGGGGGCCUGGCUGGAUUCCUACUGCUCUGGAGUGCUGUCCUCAUCAUGUACCCCACCAGCCUGGCUGUCAUCUCCAUGACCUUCUCCAACUAUGUGCUUCAGCCUGUCUUUCCCAACUGUAUCCCCCCAGCCACAGCCUCUCGAGUACUCUCCAUGGCCUGCCUGAUGCUCCUGACGUGGGUGAACAGCUCCAGCGUACGCUGGGCCACGCGCAUCCAGGUUAUCUUCACUGGUGGGAAGCUGCUGGCGCUGUCUCUCAUCAUCACUGUUGGCUUUGUCCAGAUCUUCCAAGGACACUUUGAAGAGCUGAGACCCACCAAUGCCUUCGCCUUCUGGAUGACACCGUCUGUGGGUCACCUGGCCCUGGCUUUCCUCCAAGGUUCUUUUGCCUUCAGUGGCUGGAACUUCCUCAACUAUGUCACGGAGGAGCUGGUUGACCCACGCAAGAACCUACCUCGUGCCAUCUUCAUUUCCAUCCCACUGGUCACCUUUGUGUACACAUUCACCAAUGUCGCCUACUUCACUGCCAUGUCCCCCCAGGAGUUGCUGUCCUCCAACGCCGUGGCGGUGACCUUCGGCGAGAAGCUGCUGGGCUACUUUUCGUGGGUCAUGCCCGUCUCUGUGGCCCUCUCUACUUUUGGAGGGAUCAAUGGCUACCUGUUCACCUCAUCCAGGCUAUGCUUCUCUGGAGCCCGAGAGGGACACUUACCCAGCUUCCUGGCCAUGAUUCAUGUCAGACGCUGCACCCCAAUCCCUGCCCUCCUUGUCUGUGUGAACCUCCUCGUUCCUGUUGUGUACUUGGUGUUCUGGGCAUUCCUACUGGUCUUCAGCUUCAUCUCGGAGCCCAUGGUCUGUGGGGUCGGCAUCAUCAUUAUCCUCACUGGGGUUCCCAUCUUCUUCCUGGGAGUGUUCUGGAGAAGCAAACCAAAGUGUGUACACAGAUUCACAGAGUCCAUGACACGCUGGGGCCAGGAGCUGUGUUUCGUGGUUUACCCCCAGGGCUCCCUAGAGGAGGAGGAAAAUGGCCCCAUGGGCCAGCCCUCCCCAUUGCCCAUCACGGACAAGCCCUUGAAGACACAAUGAGACCUUGUAGAGACUGGAACAGCCGAUUCUGUUUACAUGUUGUUUAUUGAGAAGGGGGUUGUGUUUUGUUUUGUUUUCAAAAAUUUUUUUUCUGCAAAAAAAGAGAGAGAGAGAGAGAGAGAGAGAGAGAAAGAGAGACCCAACCCUUAGAGGCCUAUUGUAAGGGACUGGCCACUGGGGUCGGGCUUCCUGCCUUAGCAAUGCCCUGCUAGCUUCUCCAGAAAUGCCUGUAAAUAAACAGGGCUGGUUGUUGCUGUGUGCAA